GGCAACCAGUGCAAGCAUUAGAAUGAAAGUGUUUAUCGCAAUCGCUGCCCUUCUGGCCGUGGGCAUGGCUGCCCCGGCACCAGCAACCGAGCAGACUGGAGCGUUCGGCAUGAUGGCCAAGUACUUCGGUUCCUGUCUGGAAAGCGAAGACAUGGGCACCUGCUUUGCCGUCAAGGGAAUUACCGCACUGAACCGGGCAGCUCGUGCCGCCAACAUUGAACUGGCUCCUGGUGUCACUUUCGCAAGAGACCCAUCGGUACCGGCUGAGCGCACUGGAAAGGCCAUCUCGGAGAACGAGAUCGUCAACACGCUGCCAGCUGAUUCGGAACAGAAAACGGAUGCCCUGUUCGAUCUGGCCAUUGACUCUGCCAAGCGUUUGUUCAGCGCCCGCUCGAUCCAGUUCAAGCUGCCCGAGGAGACGACCGAGACGAUCGCCCGUUCGCUGGAGGAAGGUAGACUGCUGAAGAAAGGCAAGAAGCUGAAGAAGGUCCUCGGCCCGCUGGUUCUCGCUCUCGGUGGUAAGCUGUUUGCCCUGCUGCCCCUGUUCCUCGGUGCCGUCGCCCUGCUGGCCGUGAAGGCACUGCUCGUCUCAAAGGUCGCGUUCGUGAUGGCUGCCGUGUUGGCCGCCCAGAAGUUCCUCGGCGGUGGUGGCGGAUCUCCGCUGAACCUGCUGUCCAAGGUCGCUGGUGGAUCGUCGGGCGCUGUGGUCGGUGGUGGUGCGUCGGCCGGAGCUGGCGGAUGGUCGUCGGGAGCUAGCGCUGGUGGCUGGUCCAACACUGGUGCUGCCUCGGCUCAGUACCCGUACGCUCGCAGCUACGACACCGCUCAGGAACUCGCCUACAGUGCGCAGGCUCCGUCGCAUUGCAAAGUGUCGUCCGUCCGUACCGUGUGUGUCACAGUGCAGUUUCUGUAUCCUUUUCCGCCAUCCAAAAUGGUCGCUAAGCGUUGUUUCCUGGUUGCCGCUCUGGCUGUGGUUGCAUUCGGUGCGGUGGCGCACGCCGAAACGAGCAAGGAAGAAUCGGCCAUGAUCAAUCUGAUCAACGAGAUCGACAAUGAGCCACGGUUCCCGCUGUUUGGUGGGCUGGCCGUAGAGCGCUCGAACGAUUACGAGGUCCGUGCUUUCGGUGCCCGUUCGAACGAGGACCUUGCCGAUCGGGCGGUCCGCUACCUUGCCUCGCACACUCUUAAGUUCAACGUGCCUUCGGAGGAGAACACCGUCGAAGAAGCUCGCAGCAGCCGUCUGAAGAAGAUGCUUUUGCCUCUGCUGCUGGCAAUGAAGCUGAAAAUGGCCGUUGUGCUGCCAAUCCUGCUCGCGAUCGUGAAAUUCAUCUCGCUGAAGGGUCUGAUCGCCGGUCUGAUGGCUCUGAAGUUCUCCAUCUUCACCGUCCUGAAGGAUUUGUUCCAGAAGAAACAGGAGCGUGUGACCACCGCUUACAUCACCAGCGCUCAGCCCGUGAACGCCGAGAUCGUCCACCAGGACUGGAACCGCAAUGGGCAGGCUGCGGCUCACGAGCUUGCUUACGGUGCUUACCCGUACGCUACCCUAGCAUAA
Anopheles maculipalpis is the source of this 1552-nucleotide messenger RNA. RefSeq lists its product as uncharacterized. Lineage: Eukaryota; Metazoa; Arthropoda; Insecta; Diptera; Culicidae. The transcript has 6 exons. The coding region runs from base 23 to 1552 and encodes 509 amino acids. The record is from RefSeq and is a predicted model, not a curated record.